AUGGCUGACGAGGAGGAGCGCAUUAAAGCUGAGAAGCUGGCUGCCGCCAAGAAAAGAGUGGCCCAGCUCCAGAAACAGAAGAAAAAGGCCAAUAAGAAGACCUCACCCGACACCGAAACCUCCAAAGAUACAGAUAUAUCCAAGGCAGCCGAAAAUGCCUCGACCGAAGAGACUGCAGUGGCAGCAGACAGCCCACUAGCAGAUGGCCCCGCCGAGGAGAAGCCGCAGGAAGAUGCCAUUACAGAGACCAGCACCGAGCAGCCGACCGAUCCGGAGUCAGUAACAGCUGAGCCAGAAGCGCAAGAAAAGUGCGAUGAGUCUAUUGGGUCCCCAACCGAACCCAUGCCCCCAGCGCCCGGCUCCCCAGACCCAGACGCAGAGCCACAACUCGCUCGACUGGAUACUCCCCGAGCGGGCCAUGGCCGCGCGCCAUCCUUGUCAAUCCAAUCGAAGAUGCGCUCGUCAUCUUUCCGCAAGACUUCUGUGUCUCAAGGCAGCCACUCGCCAUCUCCAAUAACUCAUAAAUCGCCCCCGCCAUCACUACCGCCCCUGACUGGUGAUGGGGACUCGGUGCACGAAGUGUUUCGGAAACAGUCAAUGCGGAUUGAAGAUUUGGAAAGGGAUAACAAGCGUAUGGAGAAUGAGCUGACUGAUGCGACAGCGCGCUGGCGAAAGACCGAGGAUCAGUUAGAGGAUCUUCGGGAGGCCAGCGUGGAUGCGGUGGAGCUGCGAGAGAAAUUGAAGAAGGCAGAGGAGAAGGCCGCUGGUAUUGAGUCAUUGAAAGAAGAAAUUGCUUCGCUACAACGACAAAACUCACAGCUCCAGUCCCGAUCACACCGCAACAAUUCCAGCGCUGUACCUGGACAAUCAGAGUCACCCCCGGCUGACCUUGUACGCCAGCUGGAGUCUAAAUCGACUACAAUCGAGGCUAUGGAGCUGGAGAUUUCAAACUUGCGAGCUCAAAUAAACUCCCAGUCAUCCUCUAAUAGUGCGCAUGAGAACCAGCUUGCGGCCUUGGAAGAGAAGGUCUCCCAGGGCCAAAUUGCACUUGAGAAGUCCCAAAGUGAGCUAGCAGACACCAAGCAAGCGUUGACGCGGGCUUCGGAGAAAGCCGUGAAAGAAGGCGUGGACAAGACGUCCACUGAGACCCUGAUCAAGACUCUAGAGCGAGAAAUUGAAGGCCUCAAGGACGGAAAGACCGAGGCCGACAAGAAGAUAGAAACGCUGGAGAAAAAACUUCAGGCCAUGGGCAACCUGCAUAAAGAAUCGGAGACCCGUCAUCAAGCCAGGCUUCGCGAGAGCGAAAAGUCCGACAAGGAGACCGCUGUGCUUCGCAAAAAACUAGCCAGCAUUGAGAACGAGAAUCUUCGGCUCCGCGAAGAGCUUGAUCGCAUGAAGAAACGCGAUGCUGGAGGAACCGACGACGAUGCCUUGGAUGAGCUUGAGGAUGAAGAACGCCAGCGUCUUGAGCGCCGUAUUCGCGAGCUGGAAGGCGAAGUCUUCGAUCUCCGCCGCGGGGUCUGGGAGGAGAGACGCCAUGAACUCACGGGCCAGCCUUUUUCUGACGAGAACCCUGAAUACUCCGCUGGUGAUGCUGCAGCCAACGCCUUUGACGACGUCGAUCUUGUCGGUGGUCGUCCGGACCACGCCCGCCGCCGCAGUAUGGCGUACCAGCAACAACACUCGUCUUUUUCGACUGUGCUAUCAAGCGGGUUUGCGGCGUUCACAGGUGGUAAUAACCCCAACCGCGCUCGCGCCGGCUCCUCUAACCCGCCUCACCCGCAUGGUCCUGCAACGCGCGGCAGUCUCGAACUGCUUUCCGAGGAGAACCUGGAAGAUGAGUUCGAUGAAGCGGAGUUCAGACGUGCCCAAGCCGAGGAAGAAGCACGUAAACGUGUCGAAUGGGUUCGUGAAAUCAAGCGUAAGCUUCGCGACUGGAACUCCUGGCGCUUGGACCUGGUUGACAGUCGUGCUGGUGCCGAGGGUGCCGGUGUGGGAAUGGGGGAAAUCUUUGAGGUUUAG
Penicillium pulvis is the source of this 2022-nucleotide messenger RNA. RefSeq lists its product as uncharacterized. Bases 1 to 2022 code for a protein of 673 amino acids. NCBI's taxonomy places the organism in Eukaryota, Fungi, Ascomycota, Eurotiomycetes, Eurotiales, Aspergillaceae. The record is from RefSeq and is a predicted model, not a curated record. The transcript is spliced from 3 exons.